Leptinotarsa decemlineata (Colorado potato beetle) is the source of this 1508-nucleotide messenger RNA. RefSeq lists its product as uncharacterized. Gene Ontology annotation, cellular component: nucleus. Lineage: Eukaryota; Metazoa; Arthropoda; Insecta; Coleoptera; Chrysomelidae. The record is from RefSeq and is a predicted model, not a curated record. Gene Ontology annotation, molecular function: zinc ion binding.
GUAACCAGGCUGGAUGUAGACGGACUAGAGGAGGUCGUAAGUUCCACAAUAGUUAUGAACAUGUUUUUAAAAGAAAAUCAAAAUGCGUAAAAAAUAUUAUGGUGAUUAUGUAACCCACUUACAUUAUCGUCGGACCUGGAUAAUAGUCUUAGGUAGCGAGCCCAAUAAUCUAAAAAGAGGAGGAUUCAAUAAGGUUAUGAUAUUUUAAAUGUUUUGUUUUUACCUUCUGUAGAGCUAAUAAUAUUAGUAGUAAUGAAAAAUAUCUGCAUAUUAUGCUUGAAAAAAACUGUCGCAAAAAAAUGUGCGGAGUCAAAACUCUUCAUAGAGCUCUUAGACGUACUUUUGUUGAACCCAUGGUGGAACAUUUCACAAACCCCUAUGUUAUGCUACAGCUGCAGCAUGAAGAUUGCCAAAGCAUUCGGCUUCAAAGCAAACUGUGCGUACACUGAAGAUUUGCUAGCGCCUCACAUUAAAACUAAAAACGAAUCGAAGUUAGAUCUGCGAACUGCUUAUUUGAGAAUGAAGAAAUGUGAAGUAGAACCCCAAUCUGCCAGAGGAUUUUAUAAUAUAUGCUGCCUCUGCAUCAACCUGAUAAAUGGUUCCUUCACAUUUUUGAUGGAUCUGCUGAAAGAUCACCACUUUCAAGACAAAUUCGAAAAAUAUAUUCCAGAGGUGGGUCUGAAAAAUAUUGAAGAUCCUGUCAUCUGCCAGCAAUGUAAUGACAACCUCAGGGAUUUCAUAGAAUUUGUUUCGUCUUGUAUGGCUACCAGUAAUGUAAUAAAAAAAUUUCGAGAAAAGAGAAAAAUCAAAGAUGGUGCUGAAAUUGACUUAGGAAGAGUACUUGAAGAAGUUGUGCAGGAUAAUGUGAGUCAAAUUACAAUAAAAGAAGAAAUCGUGGAGAUAAAUGAUGAAAUUGGUUCAGGCUUGCUAUCGAGUGAGGAAUGUGAUAAAAAAUGUGAAGAAAUUGAAAUAGAAAGGUAACUCAUUGUUCCUAAUGAUAUUUAUUGAAUAACGGGGUUCUUUGGAUGUACUAGAAAAAAUGGGAACUUCAUGAGUUAACGUGAAUUGGAUAUUUUGUACAUGAAACUUAACGAGAAUUCAAUUAAUGAGACCCUAUGGCAAUCUAAUACCGAUCUCGAUAUGUUAUAAUCAUUGUCAACUAAAAUUACCUAUGUGUUAAUGCAUCUAAAUCUAAUGUCAUGCUUUUUGGCGAGAAAUCGUUAAUCUGGCCUGAUGAAUAUUGUAAUAGAUGGAACAGAACUUCCCUUGAAAGGAGUUACAAAAAACUGCUUAUAUCUUGACAACAGCUCCAGAAUGCAUGCAUUAGGCUCUUUACAGGAAUGAGGAAAACGAGAACAUAUUUCACAUCUGUUCAGGGAUGUGGGUUGGUUGAAUAUGGAAUCCAGAACUCCCCAAAACAAAAAAACCCUUUUAUCUUUUCGAAAAAAGAAGCCAUCCCAACUUGAGAUUAAGGACACAUUCCACAAUACCACAACGUAAUACCUCUA